AUGGCAGACACGGUGGACGAAGAGCUCUCCGCGCGCUUCUCGCCCAACAAACCCCUCCCUCCCGACAUCCUCACCGAGCUCCAAUCCAUCAUGCGCCUGCACGACCUCUCGCCAGAAGACAUCUAUCUCAAGUGGGACUCGUACUGCCUCCGAAUGGACUAUGAGGCGCAGGAAGUCACCCUCGCCAAGAUCCGUUCGCUCAAGCAUGCCAUCCAGGACACACUAGAAAAGGACAGCAGUCGACGCGCGCAACAGCCCAAGACGAGCGCCACCCCUCGGCAGCCCAGGGGAGGAGACGUAUACGGCAUCCUAGACGGCAUGGUGCCCAGCACACCUGCGACAAGUGGGAAACUGAGGGCGCCAGGCAGUGGACUGAAGCGGAAAGCCGGCGAGACACCGAGGAGCAGCGCGCCCAUGAGCUCGCCAGCAGGGGGCAUGAGCGAGCAGCUCAAGACCAUGAAUGUGGGCAGCGUGGCUGUCUUCAGCGAACGCACAAACGCUGGAGAAGUGGUGGAGAUUUUUGGGAAACAGCACGACGCGCCCGAACCGCCCAUGGCGCCCCACGCAGAGGCGCGGAUCAGGCUCAAGGCCGCGUCCGACCAGACAAAGACGGGAUACAAGGCACUGGCAAUGAAACUAUCAGAGGCAAGCGGGAUCCUCGACGAUCGGAUCGAGGAGUUCCAGACACUGGUGCAGGAGUAUCACAGUCUCGAGGAGUCGUCCUUUGGGAGUGCCGCGAGCCAGAGCACCACCCCCAUCGUGGCCGUCGGGAGGAUAGCGUCCGACUCGCUGACGGGCAAGCUCAACGCUGCCUCCCUGGUGCUCGAGACGUCGAGACGAACCGGCAUGGCGUUACGCAUCCCACUGGAUAUGAGCAAGAUUCGCAGCUGGAGCUUCUUUCCGGGCCAGACCGUCGCCCUCAAGGGCAGCAACACGUCUGGCAAGGCCUUUGUCGUCGAGGAGAUCCUCGAGAUCCCCCUCCUGCCCAAUGCAGCCUCCGUCCCGUCGGCAUUGGAAGCCCACCUGGAGAAGCUGCGCGGGGGCGCGGACGCCAUGGUAGAGGACGACUCGGAGCCUGGCCCCCUAAACAUCCUCUUCGCCUCCGGGCCGUACACCGCGGACGACAACCUCGACUUUGAGCCACUCCAAGCGCUCUGCAGCCAGGCGGCCGAUGCCUACGCCGACGCGCUCAUCCUCACCGGGCCCUUCCUCGACAUUGACCACCCCCUGAUCGCGACGGGCGACUUUGACCUGCCAGACGACGCCAACAUCGAUCCCGACACCGCCACCAUGGCCACGGUCUUCCGCUAUCUCGUGUCGCCGGCGCUCAACAGGCUGGCAGCCGCCAACCCGAGCAUCACGAUCAUCAUGGUGCCCAGCGUGCGCGACAUAAUCGACAAGCACGUCUGCUGGCCCCAGGACACCGUGCCCCGUCGCGAUCUCGGUCUGCCCAAGGCCGCCAAGAUCGUCUCCAACCCCAUGGCGCUGAACCUCAACGAGGCCGUCGUCGGCCUCUCGUCGCAGGACAUUCUCUUUGAGCUGGGCGGCGAGGAGGUCGCGCACAACCCGGCGCACGAGCGCCUGGCGCGGCUCUGUCGAUACCUCGUCGAGCAGCGGCACUACUUCCCCCUCUUCCCGUCCAUGGAGAGGAGUAGACUGCCGGCCACGGGCACCGAAAACAAGACGGCCACAGGCGCGGCGCUCGAUGUUGGGUACUUGAAGUUGGGCGAGAUGUUGAAUGUCAGGCCAGACGUGAUGAUGACGCCCAGUGCGUUCCCCCCGUUUGCGAGAGUUGUCGAGAACGUCCUCAUGAUCAACCCGGGCACAUUGUCGAAACGCAAAGGCGCAGGCACAUUUGCUCGCAUGGCGCUCUUCCCGCCCAAGGUCGAGGGCGCCGAGCUGGUGGAUGGUAUGGUUGGGCAUAGAGUCUUUGACCGCGCACGGGUCGAGAUUGUCAGGAUAUAA
Molecule: messenger RNA, 1965 nt
Organism: Emericellopsis cladophorae
Lineage: Eukaryota; Fungi; Ascomycota; Sordariomycetes; Hypocreales; Bionectriaceae
Product: DNA polymerase alpha subunit B-like protein
Exons: 2
Coding region: 1-1965 (654 amino acids)
Biological process (GO): DNA replication; DNA replication initiation
Cellular component (GO): alpha DNA polymerase:primase complex
Molecular function (GO): DNA binding
Source: RefSeq, a predicted model, not a curated record